AUGUCCGCUCGUACGCACUCUGCACUCGUCCUUGUUGGCCAGCGGGAGCCCUUCGAGAUUCAUCGGAGACCCACAAUCACGCCGGAAGGAAGCGACAUUCUGAUUGAUUCAAAGUUCACGGCGUCGACGCCUCUCGAUCUGCACAGGGCUGAUGGUGGCCUUCUCAUCGAGCCUCCGCAAGUACUUGGAGCUGUUACUGUUGGUGUCGUGGAGGAGAUAGGGCCGAAUGUGACACUCUUCAAACCAGGAGACAGAGUCUUUGGGUGGGCACACGAGGGGAACGUGCAAGCUGCUCAUCAGGAACGCAUCACAGCCCCCGAUUGGAAAUUCGCCAGGAUACCCAAUGGCUUCACGAUGGAGGAAGUUGCAACUAUUCCCGAGAACUUUAUCACGGUCUUUAACACCAUGGCUACAGACCUCGGCCUACCCACACCGUGGCCAAAGCCAGCCGACUAUGUACCGCCCCGAGCGGAUGAGCCUAUUUUGAUUUGGGGCGCUGCAUCGUCCGUGGGCCAACAGGCUAUUCAAGUCCUCAAGCACUAUGGAUAUCGACACCUGAUCGCAACAGCGUCUCCCUCCCAUCACGGUUAUCUGAAGGGUUUGGGAGCGGAGGAAGUCUUUGACUACAGAGAUGAGAAAGUGGUCGAGGCUAUCCUGAACGCAGCCGCAAGAGUAAGGGGGGCUCAGCAACCAGCUAUACCGAUGGUCAUUGACUGCAUCGGCUCCCAAGAGGGAAGCUUGAAGGCAAUUGCUAGGGUAGCAGACAGAGGAACCACAGUGGCCAUUAUGCUUCCUGUGAUUCUCAAGCAUGCGUCUAAUGAUCAAGUGCCCGAAUAUUCCAUGGACGUCACGACUGCUGCCAGAUGGAAAGAAGGUGUUGAACCUCGCGGCGUUCGUACUCAUUUUGUUUACAGGAAUGAGUUCUUCAAGGAGAAGCUUGCUACUGAGAUCAUGCCAACUUUCCUGUCUGAAGGGAUAGUUCUACCCCAAAGGUAUAGACUGGUGGAGGGUGAAACGAUGCUCGAGAGAGGCACCAACGCACUCAAUGCCCUAAGAGAUGGUAUCAGCCGCGAGAAAUUAGUGUGGAGGACGAGCCAGCAGUGA
Messenger RNA from Neoarthrinium moseri, 1104 nucleotides. RefSeq lists its product as uncharacterized. Gene Ontology annotation, molecular function: oxidoreductase activity, acting on NAD(P)H. Bases 1 to 1104 code for a protein of 367 amino acids. The transcript has 3 exons. The record is from RefSeq and is a predicted model, not a curated record. Lineage: Eukaryota; Fungi; Ascomycota; Sordariomycetes; Amphisphaeriales; Apiosporaceae.